Messenger RNA from Periophthalmus magnuspinnatus, 2426 nucleotides. RefSeq names its product DP-Gal:betaGlcNAc beta 1,4- galactosyltransferase, polypeptide 1, like (gene b4galt1l). The record is from RefSeq and is a predicted model, not a curated record. Gene Ontology annotation, biological process: carbohydrate metabolic process; protein N-linked glycosylation. The coding region runs from base 458 to 1624 and encodes 388 amino acids. Gene Ontology annotation, molecular function: beta-N-acetylglucosaminylglycopeptide beta-1,4-galactosyltransferase activity; cytoskeletal protein binding. The transcript is spliced from 6 exons. Lineage: Eukaryota; Metazoa; Chordata; Actinopteri; Gobiiformes; Gobiidae.
GGCAGUCUCCCCCUGGAGCCGCUCUCAGAUCACCGUGUACCCGUGUCCCCUCCUCACCUCCGAGCCUUAAACCAGCUCAGAGACAACACCACGACCUCCCACUGUCUCUCUGCGGACUCGGGACUGUUAAACCGACACUCACCGUUACUUUUUACCACUUUUCACGCUCCUUUUGGGCAGUUUUAUUGGGGGAACGUACAUUGAAGGGACCAGGAAGCUAAAGAGUGCUAAAGGUGCUAAAGGUUUUUAUCAGGCGUCCGGAGCGUCACCUCACCGCGGAUAUCUACACCAUGAGCGGCCUUUUGUGAGUUUUAGAGACAUUGUGAGGCCGGCGCAGAGAGUACAGGGCCCGGGGACUGAGAUGAAGCGGGACAGGAGAAGAUAGCGGUUCUUGGGCUCUUUGAGGGCUUAUAAACUCACACAUCCGAAACAUCUGUUUCCUGUCACUUGGACCAAAAUGGCUGCGGACGCGUCUGUCAACUUUCACUGGCUCAACCGAACUUGUAAAGUCGUAGUUUUACUCUGUUUUCUCCACAUAUCAGUGACUUUGUUUUUCUAUGUUCGUUCUUUUGAUUUACGCGUCGCAUUUGUCCAAAAUCAACAACAAAACCCUCGAUUUGUCGCGUCAACCAACCGCUCGAACCUCGUCCCCCUGACCGCUAACCAGGGCGGAGCAGAGCCAGGAAACACCGCGCAAGAAGCGGGCAGCAGCCCGGGGGUUAAAGAGGCGAGCCAGGGCCCGAAGACAAGGACCGAGACAGAGCCAAAGACAGAAACGGUGGUGAAAGAGCCGGACAAGAAGCUGGACAAGUGUCCGGAGACAUCUCCUCUUUUAGUGGGCCCGCUGAGGGUGGAGUUCAUGCGGCCCAGCCCCUCCCUGGAGCAGGUGAAGAAGGACAACCCUAGUAUCACCAGCGGGGGGCGCUUCAAACCCUCCAACUGUGAGGCUCUGCAGAAAGUGGCCAUCAUCAUCCCCUUCAGGAACCGCGACGAGCACCUCAAGUACUGGCUCUAUUACCUCCACCCCAUCCUCCAGAGGCAGCAGCUGGACUAUGGGGUCUAUGUCAUCAACCAGGACGGAGAUGCCACGUUUAAUCGCGCCAAGCUACUCAACAUCGGGUAUAGGGAGGCGCUCAAGGACUACGACUAUGAGUGCUUUGUGUUCAGUGAUGUGGACCUGAUCCCCAUGGACGACCGCAACACCUACAAGUGCUUCAACCAACCACGCCAUCUGUCUGUGUCUAUGGACAAGUUUGGGUUUAGACUUCCAUAUAACCAGUAUUUUGGAGGCGUGUCGUCCAUGAGCAAAGAGCAAUAUCUGAAAAUCAACGGUUUUCCAAACAACUACUGGGGCUGGGGAGGAGAGGACGAUGACAUCUACAACCGAUUGGCAUCCAGAGGCAUGAGCAUCUCCAGACCUAGUGGUGAAAUUGGGAAGUGCAGAAUGAUCCGCCAUGAGAGGGACCAGAAGAAUGACCCCAACCCCCAGAGGUUUGACAGGAUCGCUCAUACCAAGGAAACGAUGCACAAAGACGGUAUAAACUCUUUGAGGUACCGUGUGAUGAAGACUGAGCGUAUGGAUUUGUUCACGAGGAUCACAGUGGACGUGGGCACCCCCCCGUGACCCCAGCUUGACCUCUCACCCUGCUGGAAUCCUUGGGACUUGAAUUGGGCUGGACUCAGAUUUGUUUAAUCCAUGUCUUUUUGCACUUUUUUAUUGUUGUGUGUUUUUAAUGCUCUUGAAGGGUCACAUGGUCUCAGUGUCCAAGCACAAAGGAUUCUGGGUAAGUGCGGCUUUGGGGAGAAACAUGGCUGCAGAAUUCAGGUGAAAUGUAAAAUGUGUCCAUGACUGAGGGGUAAACCAGAGUCCAUCUCACUGUUGUCUGCUGGAGCAGAUGGUUUGUGGACAUCCAGGGUCAAACAUUCCUCCACAAUCCACAUGGCACAGAUCAAACUGCAGUCUGACUGAGGCAGGGCUGCACAGUAUGGGACCAGGGAACAUUUAAUGUUCAUUCACCCAAGCUUUUCACACAAACACUGUAUAUUUAAGGCUGAGUUCUCCUCUAAAAAACAGAAAACUCUGUUCCACCUUGUGAUGUCAUAAGGGGUAAUACAGGAAGUGCACCACUAUGUUUUUAAACUUCAUACACCUUGACUAGAAUUAUUUGGGUGAUUUUAGCCCUGGCACCCAUGUUUGUAGUCUUCCAGAGCUCUGGCAGCCAUGUUUUGUAGUCCUGUGAGUCCGACCCAGGAGCAGAAUGUCAUUUUAUGUAAAUCCCAGUUUGUGAUUGAACCAAAGAAAUGAAAGAAUCAUCUGUGAUUGUGUGUAAAUGUUUGGAAUGCUAAGUGACAAUCAGGAAAAAACUGUGAUAAAAAUGUUUUUAACUGUGCCUUCAUUUGUGUUGAAUAUAAAUAUGACAAACUUU